This is a messenger RNA of Amblyraja radiata (thorny skate), 1680 nucleotides long. Its product is annotated as 3-hydroxy-3-methylglutaryl-CoA lyase like 1. The transcript is spliced from 9 exons. Gene Ontology annotation, biological process: L-leucine catabolic process; ketone body biosynthetic process. Gene Ontology annotation, molecular function: hydroxymethylglutaryl-CoA lyase activity. The record is from RefSeq and is a predicted model, not a curated record. The coding region runs from base 97 to 1092 and encodes 331 amino acids. NCBI's taxonomy places the organism in Eukaryota, Metazoa, Chordata, Chondrichthyes, Rajiformes, Rajidae.
UAUCCGGCUCGGGGCGACAUUUUACCCCCCUUUUUGCUCGAGUCAGUCGCAUUAACGGAAGAGAAGGGCCGUGAAGCCGGGAGACCCCCCCAGUCCAUGGGCAACCUACCCGCCUCCGUCAAGGAAUGUCUGAGCGCCGGCCUGGACGUAGACUGGACAGCAUUAGGACAGCAGAACAAUGUCGCCCCAGCCCUUCCCCAAUUUGUAAAAAUUGUAGAAGUUGGACCAAGAGAUGGCCUACAGAAUGAAAAGGUGAUUGUACCAACGGAAAUGAAAAUUAAAUUUAUCAACCUUCUGUCGGAGACGGGAUUACCGGUUAUUGAAGCCACCAGCUUUGUAUCUUCAAAAUGGGUGCCCCAGCUGGCAGAUCACACAGAAGUCAUGCAAGGAAUAAAGAAGUGUCCACAAGUAUCUUAUCCUGUAUUGACACCAAAUCUCCAUGGAUUUCAGGCUGCUAUGGAAGCCGGGGCAAAAGAAGUGGCGAUUUUUGGAGCGGCCUCUGAAACCUUCAGUAGGAAGAACACAAAUUGCUCCAUUGAAGAGAGCAUGCAGCGAUUUGAAGAGGUGAUCAGAGCCGCAAAACAAGGGAGCAUUCCUGUACGAGGGUAUGUGUCUUGUGCAAUAGGGUGCCCAUAUGAAGGAUCCAUUCCACCAGCCAAGGUUGCAGAGGUGGCACAAAGAAUGUACAACAUGGGUUGCUAUGAAAUCUCACUGGGAGACACAACAGGAAUUGGUACACCUGGGGACAUGAAGGAAAUGCUUCAAGCGGUGCUGAAGGAAAUUCCCAAAAAUGCACUGGCAGUUCAUUGCCAUGACACAUAUGGGCAAGCUCUGGCCAAUGUCUACGUAGCUCUGCAGAUGGGAAUCAGUGUGGUGGAUUGCUCUGUAGCUGGUCUUGGUGGCUGCCCUUACGCUGAAGGUGCCUCUGGCAAUGUCUCCACAGAAGAUGUGGUUUACAUGCUGACUGGUUUGGGGAUUCACACUGGAGUAGAUUUAUGCAAGUUAAUGGAAGCUGGUCACUUCAUCUGUGAAGCUCUCAACAGGAAGACCAACUCGAAAGUGGCUCAAGCUUGCUACAAGCCUUCACACUGACCUUUGAAAUGGACUGAAGAGAUUUUAAGUUGCAAGUACUUAAGCCAUAGUAUUGAAUGUUAAUAUUGAAUUCAAUAUUGCACUGGAAUCCUCCUAAUAAUGUAAUGUGCCAUGGUGCAAUACAUCAUAGCAUUGCAUUUUAUGUGUGAAUCCUCAAGUGAAACAUGGAUGACAGAACUAAUCGUAUUUGAUGCUAGCAUUUACAUUCUGCAAUAUAGCAUAGCAUAGCUAUGUCAAAAGUCAAAAGUGUUUCAUUGUCAUUCGGGCUGGAACAAUUAAAUUCUUACUGGUCAAGUGGUUUUGAGAACAGAGGAACAGGGGCAGAGUCAAACAGUUGACGUCUUUGGUUUUGCAGCUGAAAGGGCUCUGCUCACGAAGUUGGGUGGACCUCUGCCCGGUUACCUAUGAAAUUACAAUCCGAGCAUUUGGAUGCGAUACAGCCCAGUCUGAGAUCCAUCCCCACACUUAAAGUAGAGAUCAUUUAAUCACUCACUUGUGCGUGAAGCAGGCACAGAAUCCUGUUCAAAUUUAAUGUGGAUUAGUCCAGAUAUUGAAUGAAUGAACUAAAGUUAUACUGGGCAAAACACA